AAACUGAAAUUUGUUUACAUCACGUGGUUAAAAAAUGGAAGCUGUAAAGAUAAAAUUACUUGCACCGGCGUGCUGCCCCAACUGCGGUUACGAUCUGCGGCCGGACAACCCGCAAGGCACACCAGAACCUGCAGCGAAGACGACCGUCGAAGGCCUGUUCAACUACGUCAAGCCAGCGGAACCACCCAGGGCACCCCGGUGGCCACGGUCCCAAUCGCCGCCCACGGAAAGACGUCCACCGUACGGCUCGAGGUCCCCCGUCAAUAAGGCAGCCUGGAGACGAUCCCGCAGAGCCGGGCGAGAGAGAAGUCGUGCCUGGAAGCUGAAAGUAGGAGCCAAAGCGGUUCCGCCCAUUAAUCCGGUUCAAAAACGAUUGCUGGAGAUUGCGUCGGAAGAUGUCGCCGUUGUGAAAGUUGAGCCACCGGUUACACAGGUUCCUGCUGAACGAUUUGCAGCCGAUGAUCGCAAGACGUUCGAACGAGCUUCCGAAUCGUGCAACGAAAUCAACCAAAGCGACGUGGAUAAUUUCUUAGCGAACUUCUUCGAAGACAACGAUGUCCGGAAGGUUGCCCUCAGCCCCAAAAGACCGAAGCCACAGAUUCCGCAGGAGGCACCUCGCCCAAAAAAGGCGUUGUUGAAGGGAUACCGCGUGCUGCAGCCGGACAAUUUUGUACGCCACACCGGAGAUCCGCCAGCUUACGAUUCGUCGUUGCAGGUGCCGACAGAGAGCGGACGGGUUGUGGCCAUUCAUAACCACUUUUACGGCGAAACCGUCGUAAUUCCGGACACUCCCUGAGGGACGAUCCUCUAAAUUUUCGAAUUUUUGUUACGAUUAUUUUUACUUUGCUUUUUUUUUUGUUAAGUUUAAAGAUUAAUUUAUAUUUUAAGCUGUACUGAAUAAAUUAUCUGAGGAUUUCCAUGAAAAUAGAUGUAAGCUGAGAG
This is a messenger RNA of Culex pipiens pallens (northern house mosquito), 942 nucleotides long. RefSeq lists its product as uncharacterized. The record is from RefSeq and is a predicted model, not a curated record. Bases 35 to 796 code for a protein of 253 amino acids. The transcript has 2 exons. Lineage: Eukaryota; Metazoa; Arthropoda; Insecta; Diptera; Culicidae.